AUUUUUAACCGUACCGUUUGUUUGUAGUUUGACACAAUUUUAACAUUUGCACAGGCGCAGUACCAUUCCACAAAAUAUACCGUGGCGUCACAUGACCUCAUCUGUUCCCGUGACCAUAAUUGUAGGAAAAUUCAAAUAUUUUUGCCAUAUAUUUUCUUAAUUUUUUAUAAUGGACAUCUUACAUCCAUUAGAUAACAGUGAAGUGGACGAAACUGAAACUAAGGUAAUUUUGCAUCAAGAUUUAAAUAUCGUCGAUGAGCACAGCAUUGGAAGCGAUGAAGAUCGAGUUGUGGAACAUUUGUCACCACAAACUUUAUUGGAGACCCCUUCUGACAAUAAUGACGUUCAGUAUUCGUUUCGUUCUUCAGAGGGUACAAUUACAUACAGAGUGCUACAAGUUGAUGAAGGUACAGAAAAUAUGUCCCAGAUAGUGUCUUCUAGUACAAAUUUUACGAAUCCAGGUGUGCAGCAAGUACUAACUAGCAACCUAAAUGGACAGUUAUAUGUGAUAGGUAGUCCGAAUGAUGUUUUUAGUAACCAAAGUAGUACAAGGGCCAUUGCACCCAGAGCAAAUAUAAUUGACUCAGGCCCAGCAGUUGCUGCAACCAUGAAAAAGAGGGAUGAAAGGCGCAGAGCAACUCACAAUGAAGUUGAAAGGAGAAGAAGGGAUAAAAUUAAUAAUUGGAUUACAAAAUUAUCAAAAAUUAUCCCUGAAAGCUCCACAGAGUUAAAAGGAAAUGGUCACUAUGAUGGACAGUCAAAAGGGGGCAUAUUAGCAAAGGCUUGUGAAUAUAUUUUGGAGCUUAAGAAACAAAAUGAGAAGACAGAAUUAUGCAUUAAAGAAAAUUUACAGUUACACCAAAGUCUGGAAAUAAUUAGCAAAAAGAAUGAAGCACUUGUGAGGGAAAAUAGAGCUUUAAGGGAAAUGCUAAAAAGAAGUGGAAUUGAAACACCCAGUGAAGUAAUAUCGUAGCUAUGAACUCUUAAGUCUUAAGUAAAAUAUAUGUAUUAUGUUGUAUGUUGUUGACCAGCUUGCCUUUAUAAUUUUAAAAUGUUUUGUUUUAAUUACAAUUAUUGUACAUUUGUAUUUGUACAGGACU
Molecule: messenger RNA, 1100 nt
Organism: Agrilus planipennis (emerald ash borer)
Lineage: Eukaryota; Metazoa; Arthropoda; Insecta; Coleoptera; Buprestidae
Gene: Usf
Product: upstream stimulatory factor 2
Exons: 4
Coding region: 170-973 (267 amino acids)
Biological process (GO): regulation of transcription by RNA polymerase II
Molecular function (GO): DNA-binding transcription factor activity, RNA polymerase II-specific; protein dimerization activity; RNA polymerase II cis-regulatory region sequence-specific DNA binding
Source: RefSeq, a predicted model, not a curated record